UGACUCUCUCUAAGCCCACUUCUCCCUCCCUCCCAAUUAUUUCCCUCAAUUGGACUCUCUCAAUAGAACCCUCACUCGCACUGUUCCUCCUUCAGCCGAUCCUUCGCACCCUCGUCCUUCGCUUCCGCCGUCCUUCCCUCUGUCGUCCCUUGCUCUCUCAGUCAUCCUCACUCUGUUAACCUCGCAAUUGGUUCACUCACGCUAUGGAACUCGCUGCGUGAAAAUUACUCCAUCGAUGAAGUUACGAAACCAUGGAUGAGAACUCAAAGGUCGUCGAAGUCCGGCCUCCCUGGUUGCUCCAUCAACGGGGACACUCCUUGACUCGCUCCAAUCUCCCAAAAUACAGUCAAUGAAAGAUUUUGGAGUUUUUCUUUCAUUCACGAUCUGAUCUGGUCAAUGAAAGAUUCCCCAUUUCAUUGUCAUGGAAAUAUGUUGCUGCUGAUGGUCAUGAUGGAGCUGCAGAGGGGCAGCAGUCUACUGUAGUAAUUCCCAAAGGGAGUCAUAUUCCUUGUUUAAAGGCUGUAACAAUCCUCCGGUCAGGUACAUUUACUGUUGAUGUGCAGUAUGCUGAUGUUAGUGAGCUGCAGGCCCCAGCAAAGAUCAGCUCCUACACGAUUGGCCCUUUUCAAUAAAUUGGUGGUGAUUGCGCUAAACUUAAGGUCAGACAACGGUUAAACCUGCAUGGAAUUGUGGCUAUUAAAUCAGCAACGGUCAGACAACGGUGAGGCUGCAUUUGGAAACCUUGGCCGUGUUUUUGUAUCUCAAUUGAAGAAAGGGUAUUUCAUCGAACCAACUAUUAUAAGUGAUAUCUCCACAUCCAUGCAAAUAUGGAGGGAAGAAGUUUUUGGCCAUGUCUUAUGUGUUAAAACAUUUAGUUCUGAAGAUGAAGCUCUUGAAUUGGCAAAUGAUACAGAGUAUGGUUUAGCUUCUGUUGUGUUUUCAAAAGACCUUGAAAGGUGUGAAAGGGUAUCGAAGCUUUUUGAAUCUGGAGCCGUGUGGGUUAAUUGCUCACAACCAUGCUUUGUUCAUGCUCCAUGGGGAGGCAUCAAGAGUAGUGGUUUUGGAUGUGAGCUUGGGGAAUGGUCAGUCCAUUCUAACUAUUCUCAUCCCUAUACACAAUUACAAGUUGCAACUACAUUAAAUUUAUUUCUCAUCACUACGCUUCUUCAUUUGAGAGAUUGUAUCAAGAACCUAACAGGAGACAGUAGUGUUUGAAAGACUAUGUAGUCCUUCCAAAUUAAUAUACAUUUUUCAGGAUAUCCUGAAAACGUUGUCAAGUUUCAUCAUAUAGUAAUGGCUUCAGAUCAAAUAACCCAAUAUGCCACUAAAAGUAAGUGAUGAGGAAAUGAUAGAAAGAUCUAACCACUACAGAGUAUCCUUGUAAAAGCAGGCAUGUUCUUGAUUAAGAAAGCUGGGACCAAACACUUAAUAGGGUAUAUGCUUGGAUUGAGGGUAAUGUAUUAAGGGAGUAAUGGAGACAAAAUGAGUUAUGACGCUGAUCGAUGCAUAUCUCCAACAUUAUAGUGGGAAGGAUCUAUGAUUUAAACACUUCUUUAAGGUUUAAUAUUAACCCUGAGGAUCUAUGACGCUAUGUCUAGGUUUAAAGAUAAUCAUUCUAAGAAGUACGCAUGUUAGAAAGAGGAACCCUGUAAGUUUUAAACCCUUGAAAAGGCUGCAGGGAGAACUAAUUAAGUACUACCUGUCUAGUAGACAUUGUUGCCAUUAGUUUGAUAGUUUCUUUCAAAUAACUAUAAUUUAUGUAGCUGUAGUCCUGAAUUGAGCAGAAAGCAUGACAAAUUAUUUUGCAUAGUGUGCGUGAGAAAGUAAAUUAUUGCCGUUAGUUAACUGAACCAAUAACAAUAUAUA
This is a messenger RNA of Beta vulgaris subsp. vulgaris (sugar beet), 1866 nucleotides long. Its product is annotated as betaine aldehyde dehydrogenase, chloroplastic. The transcript has 8 exons. The coding region runs from base 682 to 1215 and encodes 177 amino acids. The record is from RefSeq and is a predicted model, not a curated record. NCBI's taxonomy places the organism in Eukaryota, Viridiplantae, Streptophyta, Magnoliopsida, Caryophyllales, Amaranthaceae. Gene Ontology annotation, molecular function: oxidoreductase activity, acting on the aldehyde or oxo group of donors, NAD or NADP as acceptor.